UGGUGAUAGGAAGGCGAGCCUGCUGCCGAGAAAUUAGCUCAUCACACAUUGUGACAAUGGGAGUUCAAGGAUUAUGGGGUUACGCUGAUCAAAGGCCGGAAUUUUUCAGAGAUGUAAAGCUGACGAACACCAAGAUUAUCAUUGAUGGCAACAACUUUUAUUUUCAAUUUUACCACAACUCGAGUCUCGACGAGCGACAUGGAGGAGAUUAUGACUUGUACGUGGAGGCUUUAAAGAGGUUUUUCCAAACUCUAUCCGACUGCAACAUUCAACCGUACGUUGUUCUGGAUGGCUGCUGCAACCACACUGACCAGAAAUUAGAAACAACUAAACUGCGGGCCAAAGGGCACAUCAAAAGUGCACAUGACCUCUCCAUGGGGCGUGAAGGUAGGCUACUGCCACUGCUGACGAGGAAUGUCUUCAUUCAGGUCUUAUCGAAACUUGGGGUUCCGUUGGUCCAGUGCUUGUUGGAAGCUGACAAGGAGAUCGCUGCCUUGGCCAAUCAAUGGAGUUGUCCUGUCUUGUCAACAGACACGGAUUUUUGCAUCUUUGACCUCAAGGGAGGAUUUUGUCCCCUGACCCAGUUUAAGUGGGAGAACGCCUCACAGGGGCGCAUCCCGGCUCGGUGUUAUUUCAUCGAAAAUGUUUGUGCUAAUUUCAAUGGAAUGAAUAAGGAUCUCCUUCCUCUGUUUGCUGUGAUCAAUAGCAACGAUUAUUCCGAUAUGAAAGUGAUGUAUCGCUUUUACCGUCACGUGGCCUCCAGUAGCCACAUGUCAGCAUAUAGAGGGAAGAAGCAGGCCAUUAUCCAUAGCCUUCUGACAUGGCUGUCACCAUUCCAAGACCUAAAAGUUGCUAUUGAGAACGUGCUGAAUGUUCUGCCCGUCUCUGACAGAGAAGAGGUGCGAGAAUAUCUCUCCUCCCAAAUGCAGGUGUAUAAAAUACCAGAAAGAAAUCUGUCAGGUUUUUUCAUAAGUGGGUCGUCUACGACCGAUGACAUCCAGCUGAGAUCACUGGUGCCACGCUGGACUCUCGCCGCAUUGGAGAAAGCACAGCUGCCUAAAACGGUCGUCGAUCUUUUAGUUCUGCAACGGGUUUUCCUGAUUCCUCAAGUUGAGAACUCCAUGCGGCUGAACGCCCACACGUGCGCCCUGCCUAUCAGGAGAGCAUUUUAUGGGAUGAUUUUAAACAGAAGACGACACUCGUCGGUGAGUGGCCCUAGUGGUGAUGGAGUGGAGGCUGUGACGUGUGUCGUGGAAGAAUACGGCAGAGAGAAUGCAAACCUCACGAUGAGCCACGUGGAAGCAGCGCCGCCACAUUCAGCGAAAGGCAUUUCACUGGAGGAAAUCGAGAAGGUAAGGACUCUCUUUGGAAUUUCUUCUGGCUUCAUUUGGUGUUUUCUCUGGUCUUGUUUUCACGCGUUGUGGCUUCCAUUGGCUAGGUGCCUGCAGAUGUUCUUGGAGAUUCUGGGGGUCAGCUCUUCGACUGUGGAGGAAGUUCCUCGGCACCUGGUUUUACCCGUGUACGUCACCCACUUCUGGUUGAUUCACUCAGAUCCUCGUCCGAGCCUUCAGCAUCUGCAAGCAAUUCUGGUGGGAAUCGCACAUGGCUCAGCGGCUUCUCCAGGGUUGGCGCUUCAGGAACUUCGGACGAGCCGCCAGCAGCCCCUCGACCGGGAUGCCGCCCACAUCUUCAGCCAGUGGCAAGCGACUUUACAGAUAAGCCUGCAUCUGAAUCAGCUGCUGUGCCGUCCAUUGGAAGAGCCCGAAGUGUCCAGGCUUUACAGCGGCUCUCUGGUGCACGCCGUCUUCAGGAGGCUAAAUCUGUCGACUCCACCCAAGGUCCUGCUGUCAGGGUCAGCCUUUGAGAUUUUUGAGGUUCUUCUCCGGGCGGUGCAAGCUGCCAUCCCCAACAUUUUUUUUUCCCCCCUAGUACACUCCUACCCCUGCAACAGUCACUUCAUAAAUAAGUAAAGAAGGAACAGCAGACCACAGCUUCAGUCAACGUAAAGGAGAUCUCGGACACAUUCCAUCGGUGAGGAUCAACUGUCACCAGCCUGUUUAGCAGACUUAUGACCUGUGCCCUUUGCAGCUGUCCAACUUACGUCUGCUACCACGUCAGGCAGUGUGAGUGUUGCUAAGCUGGGCAUACAACAGUUUUCACCAUGCCAGCUCUCUUCUUUCUACUAUCUCUAGUUGGCGCUGUUGUAUGCUGUGACUCAAUCAUCUCAAUUUCUUACCUUCAGCACUUUCAGCUACCUUCAGUUUAUUAUCAACAGCGAUAAUAAAUUAUAACUCUAACAGUCAGUCAUCUUCCAACCCGCUAUACACAGGGUCAUGGGGGUCUGCUGGAGCCAAUCCCAGCCAGC
Erpetoichthys calabaricus (reedfish) is the source of this 2365-nucleotide messenger RNA. Its product is annotated as protein asteroid homolog 1-like. NCBI's taxonomy places the organism in Eukaryota, Metazoa, Chordata, Cladistia, Polypteriformes, Polypteridae. The coding region runs from base 57 to 1970 and encodes 637 amino acids. The record is from RefSeq and is a predicted model, not a curated record. Gene Ontology annotation, molecular function: nuclease activity. The transcript is spliced from 5 exons.